Messenger RNA from Gordionus sp. m RMFG-2023, 1335 nucleotides. Its product is annotated as putative transferase CAF17 homolog, mitochondrial. The coding region runs from base 73 to 1083 and encodes 336 amino acids. NCBI's taxonomy places the organism in Eukaryota, Metazoa, Nematomorpha, Gordioida, Chordodea, Parachordodidae. Gene Ontology annotation, cellular component: mitochondrial matrix. Gene Ontology annotation, molecular function: protein binding. The record is from RefSeq and is a predicted model, not a curated record. The transcript has 7 exons. Gene Ontology annotation, biological process: iron-sulfur cluster assembly.
AGGAGACUACACCUGUCCAUUUAUUUUCUGUGGCGUUAAUCCCCCAGAUUCGCUUAACACUAGCCUAAUUUUAUGAGAUUUCAUAAUUUGUUAUAUACCUUAUAUAGACUGAACAAUAGAGGAGUUUUUAAGAUAUCAGGGAUUGAUAAUAGUGCAUUUUUACAGGGAUUAAUAACCAAUGAUGUUAAUUUGCUUUCUAAUAAUUCCAAAGGAGUUUUACCAGCCUUUGUAUUAAAUUCCCAGGGUAGAGUUUUAUAUGAUAUCUUAAUUUACAGCAUUCCUAAAGAAAAUCAAUUGGAAUUUUAUAUUGAAUGUGAUUUAAGCCAAUUAGUUAAUUUAAAGUCAUAUAUUCUUAAGUUUAAGAUGAGGAAAAAGAUAGAUAUAUUAGAUGAAACCUUAAAUGUGUUGGGGUAUAUCCCUAAAAUAUGUCAAGAGUCUAACAUUCAAAAAUUAAAGAUUGAUUAUUUAAACUAUGCCACCUCAGUUGUAAAAAAAUGUGACUCUAUUAGUGAUAUAAUUACAACACAAUUUGACCCAAGAUCAUUAAAAUUGGGCUUGAGAAUGAUUAUUAAAGCAGAAUUAGAUAUAGCAAAACUUUUGAACAACAUAUCAAAGCCCUUUGAUAAAGAUUUUGAAAUGUUACCCAUUUCACAAUACACAAGUUAUAGAUAUAGGCUAGGCAUAGGAGAGGGUUCCAUAGACCACCCUGUAGGACAAUGUCUUCCAUUAGAAUCUAAUGCUGAUUAUUUAAAUUCAGUCAGUUUUACAAAAGGCUGCUACAUAGGUCAAGAAUUAACUUCCAGAACUUAUCACACUGGAGUCAUUAGGAAAAGAUUAAUGCCGAUUGUUUUAGAGGAUAACAGCUUAUCAGAUAUCAAUCAACCAACAAUACCACAGGGUAUCGAUAUGUACAACCAAAAUGGUAAAAAAUGUGGUGUCUUCAGAAAUCGAAUCGGAAAAUAUGGGUUGGGUUUGUUGAAGAUACAAGAAAGCUUAGAUAAAAAGUUGCACAUUAAAUUUGAUAACCGCGAAAUCACGAUGACUACGCACAAGCCAGAAUGGUGGCCAGCGAACGAUAUUUAAUAUUUUAUUAAAUUCAUAAUUUAUUUAUAUGUUAUAUUAAUCGAACUAUUCUAUAUUUAUAUUUUGGAUAAAAAUUAUCAUAAUAUGUGUAUAUAUAUAUACAUUGUUAUUAGGUUUCGAUUUAGAUGUUGAAAAUUAAAAAUUAAUUUUUUAAAAUGCCAUUUUUUAUUAAAAAGAUAAUUUUUAAAAUUACAUUAUAAUAAAAUUUUUAUGAGUGGGUUGUAAGUAAAUUAUCGGUAGGAUUAAGAUUUA